GCCGCGGCGCUCUCGAGGGCCAUCGUAACGGUAACCGCCAUGCGUGCUCGCCGUGCUCUCAGUGCGCGCCUCACCUCGCUCCAAACUAGACUGGAGUGCGUCGCGGCCCGCCUGGAGGCAAGCCUGGAGGCCUGGAGGACUCCGCGCCACGACAACCCGGACAACCCGGACGGCUGGAUAAGGCCGCCUCACGCCGCGCGCUGUCCCCCGACACGUCCCCCGCCGCGUCCCCGGCCACGCGCCUUGGGCUAGGUUAGGCUUAACGCGACAGCGUCAAACGAGGCGUCAAGCCCAACAGCUGCCAGCAGUGCCGCGUCGCCGCCGCGGAAGGUCAAACGGAUAAUCGGAGGAACUCGGGAAGCCGGUGAGGCGCGACUUUCAAACUGAAGAGUCAGAAACAGUCGAAGCCGCAAACAUGGUGAAAGUUAAUUACAAACUGCUGCCCGUGAAGGCGCACUUCUUCUUCUUCAUGGCGUCCAUGGGGCCCAUUCUGCCGUUCACCAUCGUCUUCGGGAAGCAGCUGGGGAUUUCCGAAAUAGUGAUGGGCACUAUUUCAGCCGUUUUGCCACUCCUAUUCCUCGUUGCCAAACCGGCGUUUGGCUACCUGGCUGACUAUUUCCAGAGCCAGCGAAAGUUACUAUUCAUGACCUUGAUUUGCAUUAUGUGCGGCUCCCACAUUUUACUGUACUUUGUCCCCGCCGUCAAAGUCCGCCCCUUCGCCAUCCGAGGGGCCACCUGCCAUGAUAUCAUUUCAUGUAAAAAUGAGACUCUGCCAGAUAAGAACGCGACGACGGCCUUCGAGUGCGCGUGGUCGGCGAGCCCGCUGCUGCAGCCCCUGGACACGCGGCCCGCCCUCGCCCCGGAGGUCUGCGCCGCCAUCUCCGGCAUGCAGUGGGGCGCCGAGUCCUGCGGCAGCGACGCGCGCCAGCAGUUCGACGUGCUCUGCGAGCCGACCCACGAGGACCCCAACCACCUGUACUCGACGGCCACCUUCUGGAGCUUCGUGCUCCUCAUGUCGCUGGGCAGCAUCGGCUACAACGUGGCCAACAGCAUCAGCGACGCCAUCUGCUUCGACGUCCUGGGCGACGGGGGAGAAAUGGGAUAUGGAAAACAGCGCGUGUUUGGAGCGAUAGGGUUCGGUCUGUCUGCGCUCCUGGCGGGCUACGUCAUCGACCUGUACUCCCCGGACGCCGCCAUGAAGAACUACGCCCCCGCGUUCCUGCUCACGCUCGCCUUCGGCCUCAUUGACAUCUUCACGUGCACUCGGCUCAAGCUGCCGAAACUGCCCAAGUCUGAGAGCAUCAUCGGCGACGUGGCGAGUCUCCUCAAGCACCGCCACAUCGUCGUCUUCCUCGUCUUCGCCACGUUCGCCGGGAUAUGCGACAGCUUCAUCAUCUACUUCAUGUUCUGGUACCUGGAGGACCUGGCGCAGACGUCCGGGGCCAUGGCGCACGUCAAGCUCAUCGAGGGCCUCGUCAUCGCGGCGGAGACGCUGGGCGGCGAGGUCAUCUUCUUCUCCUACGCGGGCAAAAUCAUCGAGAAGAUCGGCUACGAGCACUGCCUGUCGCUGAGCUUCGUGUUCUACGCGCUGCGCCUGGGACUCAUCUCGCUGGCCACCAACCCGUGGUGGCUGCUGCCCACCGAGCUGUUCCUGCAGGGCCCGUCCUUCGCCCUGUGCUACACCACCAUCGUGGCGUACGCCAGCGCCGUCGCGCCGCCCGGCACCUCGGCCACCAUGCAGGGCCUCGUGGCCGGCAUGGACGACGGCUUCGGCUACGCCGUCGGCAGCCUGGCGGGGGGUGCACUGUACAGGUGGUUCGGCGGCUCCUGGUCGUUCCUGAUGUACAGCGGGCUGGCGCUGUGCUGCGGCAUCGCGCACUCCGUCAUCCACCUGUUCUUCCUGAAGGUGCCCAGCAAACCCACAGCCGACACGUGCAGCACGGACUACCACGUGGUCCCGCAAGCCACUGCCGACUCUGCGGCGGACACCGGCUCAGUGGAAACCGCCUAGUAACGACUGAUGAACCUGGAGAGCGAAGCUCAGUUGGAAUUUUAACUGGGAACAAAUCAACUUUAAGUCCAAGAAAGCAACUGUGAUAUAUUAAAUAUUUAAUUAAUCAUAUUUUUUCACACGUAGAAUAAACUCUUAUUUUAAAA
This is a messenger RNA of Thrips palmi, 2157 nucleotides long. Its product is annotated as major facilitator superfamily domain-containing protein 6. The transcript is spliced from 10 exons. Gene Ontology annotation, cellular component: membrane. NCBI's taxonomy places the organism in Eukaryota, Metazoa, Arthropoda, Insecta, Thysanoptera, Thripidae. The record is from RefSeq and is a predicted model, not a curated record. Bases 416 to 2011 code for a protein of 531 amino acids. Gene Ontology annotation, molecular function: transmembrane transporter activity.